GCUGCCCUUUUAGAAGGCUACCUGCCGCUAGGGGGCGCUUUCGCCUGUGGACCUGUUGCCCCUCGAAAUUGAUUGAAGAGGCCUGGGGCUUAACAACGCAAUAGGAUUUGUGGAUAGGUCACAAGUACUAACGAUUGGCGUCAUCUCUUGCGUACUUUCUAUAGAGGCAGGCAAAUGAACAUAAACUUUAACGCUGUGCUAAACACGCUGGCCUCCAAGGCCAAAGCGCUGGCGUUAAAUGUCACAGAAAUUGAGCUCAAAGUUUUGGACGCCACAAACGAGGAGCCAUGGGGUCCACAUGGCAAGGAUAUGCAAGAGAUCGCCCGGGCUGCGGAAGAUCCCGAAAAGUACAACUUGAUUAUGAAUGUUAUCAGCGAGCGGUUGCAGAUGCGAGAUGAGAACUGGCGGUUGUGCUACAAGGCCCUCCUGCUGCUCGAGUACCUUGUUAAGCACGGUCCCUGGCGUGUGGUGGAAGAGCUCAACCGCAGCGUCUCUUCCCUGGAGCGCCUCCGAGACGACUUUGAGUACAAGGACCCGCAGGGUCGAGACCAGGGCAUUAACGUGCGCCAACGCGCCGGGGAGCUGGCGGCACUCGUGAGCAACGAGGACCGCGUGAGGCAGGAGCGCGAGAAGGCGGCGCGGAACGCCAAUAAGUACCGAGGUCUCUCUUCGUCCGAGGUUCGCGGUGGAGGGGGCGGCUACGGCGGGUUCCGGAGCAGCAGCAGCAACAGCGGGGGCUUUGGCAGCGGCGGCUUUGGUGGCGGUGGCGGUGGCGGGGGAUACGGCAGCAGCAACAGCAGCUUUGGCCACGGGGGCGGCAGCGGGGGCUUUGGCAGCGGCGGCUACGGCGGCUUUGGUGGUGGCGGCGGUGGCGGGAGUUCUUCAGGCAAUGGUGGCGGUGGGUUUGGAGCAGGAGGCGGUUCUGGCAGCACGAGCAGCCGGUCUCUGCAGGCUUACGCGCCGCCCGGGAAUGGCGAGAGCGCGCAUGGCGGCCGGUCCGGCAGCAGCCAUGGCGGCCGGGGCUCCUCCGCGGCGGGCAGCGGCGGGGGUGCGGGCGGGGAGGGGGCGGAGGACCCCUUCGAGGCCACUCGCAAGCGGAUAGAGCGGCUGAAGGCGGAGGGGGCGCUCGCGGAGCCGCCGCCUGCGGGGCCACCUCCGGGGCUGGCGGACGUGCCGGCGCCAGGCUCCAAGCCCCCCAAGAAGCUGUCCGACAUCCGGAUCAACCCCGCGGUGGCCGCCACCUUUGCCAACAUCGGCAUCACGCCAUCCAGCAGCUCCGGCAGCCUCAGUAAGCUUACAUUGCCGCCACCGCCGCCUCCCUCCGCUGCUAGCGCCCUCUCAGCCCACCAGCCCGCCUCCAGUUCCUCACUGGACCUCUUUGGCGAGCAGAACCAGCAGCCAGCAACCGCAAACGCAAAGUCACCUGCAGCAACGCAGCCAGCUGCGGACCCCUUUGCUUUUGACUUCCCUCCCGCUGCUCCGGCUUCAGCCGCGGGGAGCGCCUCCACUGCAGCAGCAGCACCUGCAGCACCUACGGCGGGCUUCGACGCCCUCUUUGGCGGAGCCACCACCGGCGCAGGCCCCUCCCAGCCCACCACCACCAUGACCACCACCACCACCAGCCGCGUACCCCUGCCCCUGGACGACUUCUCAGACCUGGGGUCCGCAAACCCCCCGGCGACCGCGGCAGCAGUCAACGGGGCGGCAGCUCUGGCCUGUGGUGCUGCCAGUGCUGCUGCGCCCGCACGGCCUGCCUUCGCCACCCUCGCCACUGCUGCCCCCGCUGCCUUUGGCACCUCCGCUGUCCCCGCUGCAGCCAUGUCGAGGCCAGCAGCGGCUCCAGCGGCGGCGGCAGAUCCGUUUGCGGUACUGUCUACGGCGUCGAGUGGAGCCCUUGCGCCGCCACCGCCGCCGCCGGCCAAGCCAUCUCCGGCGGCACCUUUCGACGCUUUCGGUGCCGCAGCGGCGAGGACACCGCUUGCCGCUACCACAAGCGUGGCUGCUGCCAGCUCCGACGACCCCUUCGCCGCCCUGGCCAGCAGCUCCUCCUCUUCUUCCUUGAGCUUCCCCUCUACCUCGUUCCAAGCCCCAGCCAAGCCUGUGCAGCCGGCGGCAGCGGCUGCUGCCUUUGAUCCCUUCUCAGCCGCGCCGGCGGUCGGGGGCAGGCCCGCAGCAGCAGCGGUGGCGCCAGCAGCGGCCUUUGAUGCGUUUGGUGCGAUGACGUCCGCACCGCCUGCUGCUGCGGCGGCGGCAGGCUCGGCAGUCCCGGCUGCCAGCAAUGCGUUUGAUGAUUUCUUUGGAAGUGCGCCGCGAGGGACACAGCCCUCCUCCUCCUCCGCACAAGCCGACCCCUUUGCUCCGUCUCCCUCAUUCUCGGCCUUCCCGCCUCCUCCAGCUGCUGCCGCCAAGACGUCCACAGCGGCUGUGGCUGCCCCGCCUGGAGCCGCAUCCAUGGCCAUGAACCGUGCUGGGGCCGCGGUGGGGGCUGCCGGGCAUAAGCCGCAUGACCCAUUUGCAGGUUUGGGUUUUUAGCGUCGUCAUUUUAACGGCGCGCAGCAGUGACAAACAAGGAAGGUAGGAAGCAGUAGGCUACUCAGGAUUAUCACCACGCCGAAUUUGGUUGAGAGGGGGUUCUGGUUCUUGUGAAGGCGAAGGUCAGUGGGAAGACCAUUGGGCCUGACAGGACGGUACAGGAGGGCAGCAGCGAUGGUUCUCAGUAUCUUUACAUUACUCCAAAACGCUGGGCCGCAAAGAGGUCUGUGGCCGCUUGGCUUACUUCGACGACAGCGGACGCGGCUGGAAUCUUUAAGCAUCUCAUGCAGGACGGCAGCUCUGGGGAGCCUCGAUGUGGGUUCACGGAGCAAUGCCAAGGGAAACGCGUGGUGGACUGGCGGUGCUGUUUGCGUGGAUACCGCCAGCCGCGGUCUAGCUGUUCCUUAGGGAAUUUCAUGUUAUGAUUGCAACGUGCGAAGUGUGGCGAUGGUAGCAUGCAGUACUGCUGGCACCUGCUUGGUGGUAGCCAUACGUGCCGAGCGCAUCCUUAGUGCUUGCGAGCAAGGCAACGGUUAGGGGCGGAUGUCCACCAACACAGUCACGAGCAGCGUGCGUGCAUGAAAUUUGACCUACUAUUAUGGCCUCUGCCCUUUCGCAACACACACAAAAGAGAUGGUGACGUUGCUGCAGCCUGGAAUGCGUAGCGUACGAUGCAGGGAAAGCGUGGCUACCAGCCGUCCAUUACACAAGGAUGCGCUCUGCAGGCCAUGUCCCACAGCUCAUUUUCAUGCAUGGGCAAGGGGCUAAUGGUUUGUGAUUGCUAAUCAGCGCACGGUAUGUGUGCAGGGAGGCCCGAUCUUAGGAGAGCAAGAAGACCAUUUAUUACCAUGAAAACUUAGCAAGGCCACCUGCACAUUCCUUAGGUGGCCAUGCCACUGCCACCUGUGAUGACGAGACACGGG
This is a messenger RNA of Astrephomene gubernaculifera, 3455 nucleotides long. The record is from the annotation of a GenBank genome assembly. NCBI's taxonomy places the organism in Eukaryota, Viridiplantae, Chlorophyta, Chlorophyceae, Chlamydomonadales, Astrephomenaceae.